AUGGUUAGAGAUCGAGAAUACCUGCGAGUGACGCCUAUGAAGGGAGUGAAGAGAUUCGGGAGGAGGGGUAAGCUUAGCCCCAAGUUUAUUGACCCUUUUGAGAUCUUGAGAUGGGUAGGGGAUAUAGGUUAUGAGUUGGCCUUGCCUGCAGCAAUAUCAGGUGUUCACCUUAUAUUCCAUGUUUUUAUGCGGCAGUACAUUCUAGAUGAGUCUCACAUGCUUCAAUGGGAUUCAGUUCAGUUUGAUAAGUCCUUGGCCUUUGAGAAAGGGCCUGUGGCUAUUUUGGACAGGCAGGUUAGGAAGUUAAGGUUUAAGGAUAUUUCAUCAGUGAAAGUUUAG
Messenger RNA from Solanum dulcamara, 339 nucleotides. RefSeq lists its product as uncharacterized. The record is from RefSeq and is a predicted model, not a curated record. Lineage: Eukaryota; Viridiplantae; Streptophyta; Magnoliopsida; Solanales; Solanaceae. The transcript has a single exon. The coding region runs from base 1 to 339 and encodes 112 amino acids.